Messenger RNA from Entelurus aequoreus (snake pipefish), 1395 nucleotides. It is a transcript of the gene ocstamp, whose product is annotated as osteoclast stimulatory transmembrane protein. The transcript has 2 exons. Gene Ontology annotation, cellular component: membrane. The coding region runs from base 1 to 1380 and encodes 459 amino acids. The record is from RefSeq and is a predicted model, not a curated record. NCBI's taxonomy places the organism in Eukaryota, Metazoa, Chordata, Actinopteri, Syngnathiformes, Syngnathidae.
AUGCUAAGAUCAAUAAAUGCUGUGUUUGGUAACAGGACAGAAUGCUGCAAGCAGUCAGUGAGGUCCUUCCUGUCCUACCUGUGGGAUGUUUACUCUUCAUCCAAACCCGCAGGCAAACACAUCUGGAUGCUGAUGGCUCUUUGUUUCACUUUAGUCGUUGUUACUGGCGGUCUGCUUUACCACUGGCUUUCCAAAACUCUGCAAUAUGAUUACGACGCAUCCCUUCACACAGCGCUGGUUUACAGCGUGGUCACGUUCUUGGCGUCUUUCCUUUGUCAUCCACUGCGUUGUGUGCUAACCAUGAUCCUGCCGACCGUCUGCACCAAGCAGGGCCGCAAACUCCUCAUCUCAGCCUCUGUCAUGAUUGUGGUGCUGAACGUCAUCCCCAACAUUAGCGUGAACGUCGGGGCGGUGGUGCGUACCCUGAAGUGCACCGCUGAGGGCUUUUCAAAGACUUUACUGAACUCAUCCGAGCUUUUAAACACGGCAAGGAAGGACAUCGUUAAGGAAGCCAUUAAAGUGAGGAAGGAGGACCUGAGCAUUGUCACCAACUUACGUAAGUUGAAUAACUUCACACAUUUCGACGUGUCAGAAGUCAAAAGCAGGUUUGCUCAGAUGAUCGGGCAAAUAGAAAUCAACUUUUCACGGAUUAGGACCUUGCUAACAGAAUACAAGCUGCUGUCCAACCGGAUUCUGGCAGCCAUCUUUGUUGCCUUGCUGAUCUUUGAAUCUGCUCGCUACCUGAGAUCUUAUCUGACAUCAAUGAAGUUCGAUAACAACUUCCAACAGCUCCUUCAAAAUGAAGCUCUCAGUGCCACCAAAACAUCUGCUACUUUGGUGGCAAGGUGCAAAAUAAUCAGUCGGGGAUGCACUUCAAGCAUGGUUUCACAGCUGGUGGUGACUUUGUAUUUCACUGCAUUAGCUUUAAUCGUAGCUUUGGACUAUAUUGUGUACCAUGUAGUUCACUUGAUUCUGCCAUUGCUGCUGGACUUUCCUCCCAUGUCUGCCGCCAUCACCAUCAGUUAUAAGGUACAGUGGUUUCCUCCUGCAUUUUGCAUCAUCCCACAAUCCUGCAUCACGCGGCAGCUGACUGACUAUCAUCAAGAGUACAAGUGGAACUUCAGCCCCGAACAGUCGCUGUGUGACGCCACAACUUCAGUGCCCAACGCAGGCAUGACCACGCUCCUGGGAUGUCUGUGGCUGAUGAGCUACAUGCUGGUGUUUGUGGAGGUGUACGCCUUGAGGUUACGCAGGAACAUUUCUGCAUCUUUUUAUAAAAAACAAGAAGAAAGGAGAGUGACUUACUGUAUUGCAAAAGUACAAGAAAAGCAGGAUAUAAAGAAGCAGGAAGAUGUUUCUGUUGAGGUUGUCUGCACAUGAAACUCACAGGGAAGA